CCUCAUUUGGGCCGUAUAAAGUACAGAAUUGACACCUAGGCCCCGCUUAUGUCCAUAAACCGAUUCUCCUUUCACGACCUCCCAAUUGACCCUUCCGCCAGGACUGUCAAUACAAAUCUCCUUGGGCCAGCCCAUACCAGUCGAGCAAUCCUCCUUGAGCUGAUCCUCAGCGGCAACCUCCCGAGUAUUGUCAACAACAGCUCGGUGGUCGCACACCUGCAUUUCGCUGGGCGGUCGAUUACGCGUGCAGCAUGGCUGGACUCAGCGCCCUCCAUCACACCCUGGAGGCGGAAGGGCGACGCUUGGGGUAUAGUCCGCGGAUUCAGUUCUUCCUCGUAGAGGUCGGGCAGAUGCAGACUCCCUUGUUUAGCUGGAUCAAAUCGCCGAAUUAUGUGCUUGCUCCGGUCCUUGAGCCUGGGUACGUUGCACCAAAGGUUAUAACGCGGGAAUUCUUUAAAAAAGUUGGGGUUAUUCGGUUGCCGAAGUAUGCUUCUUGGGUGUGCGGAUAUGAUGUGCUGACAUUGCGGGUACAGCGGUUUGUUUGAUAUUUGAUGGGGGUUGAUGACGCAUUGGCUUUUCCUCAGCACGGGUGGAAAGAAGCCUUUUCUUUUGGAAAAGAGAUAAACAGCAGGCUUACCUUCCAGAAGCUAUUAAAUGUUUACACGGGAAGAGUCCUAUGAAAUCUCUCAAAGUUACGGCGGAGCCCCAAGGCAACAAUCGUGGUAACAUGGUUCUAAACAUACUGAGAAUGUGAAUGCCUAGAACACGGGACAACAAAGUCUUCUCUGAUUAGUGAGUGCUGCGAGGGAACAUGGCAAAGAGAAGGAAAAACAGUGAGGCCACUGAGCUGGGGAGGUUCUGGGGACCAGUGUGUUUCUCACAGUCCGUCACGCUCCGCACACACAUGGAAAUGCAGCAUAGUAUAAGUCGCCAGAGUAUAGUAAUACUUGUAGGUCACCUUGUCGGCCUCCUUUACCGGCAGCGUCACAAGACGCACAGCUACUGCCAGCAUGGAAAGUAGGUGACACAGCCCUAGAGGC
Aspergillus aculeatus ATCC 16872 is the source of this 1040-nucleotide messenger RNA. RefSeq lists its product as uncharacterized. The record is from RefSeq and is a predicted model, not a curated record. The transcript has a single exon. NCBI's taxonomy places the organism in Eukaryota, Fungi, Ascomycota, Eurotiomycetes, Eurotiales, Aspergillaceae. Bases 252 to 545 code for a protein of 97 amino acids.